Messenger RNA from Parnassius apollo (apollo), 516 nucleotides. The record is from the annotation of a GenBank genome assembly. Lineage: Eukaryota; Metazoa; Arthropoda; Insecta; Lepidoptera; Papilionidae.
AUGUUUGCUAUUCAACUGAUUCAUUUGCCCCAGAAUCACAAAAAUCACGACAAAUUGCAAAAAAUAAGACCUCUGUUAGAUUGUCUCAACAGAACUUUUCAAGAAAAUGCCACCAACUCGGAAUCCCAAUCAGUGGAUGAAAGUAUGAUCAAAUUUAAAGGGCGCGACAGUAAGAAACAGUACAUGCCGGCCAAGCCCAUCAAAAGAGGGUUCAAGGCAUGGUGCCGUUGUGAUUCCAAGACUGGAUAUGUAUACCAAUUUGAUAUUUAUACAGGCAAAGACAAAGAAUCCUAUGAGGAAGGAUUACGUUACAGAGUUGUAAUGAAACUUGGAGGGAAUUUACCACGAAACACACAUUUGGUUUUUGACAAUUUUUUCUCCUCUUUGGCUCUCAUGGAUGCUCUUUAUCAUAGAUGUAUUUUGGCAACAGGAACAGUACGAAUGAAUCGAAAAGGCCUACCUAAAGAUCUGUAUCCAACACGACCUAAAACACCUGAAGAACGAAGACAGGGUUAA